AUGUUCACGUGUUGUAAGACAGGACAAUAUUAUGAUCAAUAUCGAUGCUCUCCUAGCUCAGCUAUACUCACGGUGAAUAGUUUCGAAGAAGACAGAGAUGGUGGUGGUGCAGAUACAUGCUAUGGAGCUUUUUAUCCUGAUACACAGCGUGUUUUCGCCUUGUCAACAGGAUGGUUCAAUGGAGAGUCACGAUGUGGAAAAACUAUUACUAUUCAUGGUAAUGGUAAGACAACAAUAGCACUGGUUGUUGGUGAAUGCGACUCAGUAAAUGGAUGUGAUGCAGAACAUGCUGGACAACCUCCGUGUCAUCAUAAUAUUGUUGACGGAUCUCCAGCUGUUUGGAAGGCACUAGAUGUAUCUAAGAGCGAUUCACGAUAUGGAGAGAUGACUAUUUCAUGGAAUGAUUAA
This is a messenger RNA of Rotaria sp. Silwood1, 408 nucleotides long. Lineage: Eukaryota; Metazoa; Rotifera; Eurotatoria; Philodinida; Philodinidae. The record is from the annotation of a GenBank genome assembly.